AUGAAUCUUAAUUAAGAUCAGCUUCAUCAUGUUAUGGAAAAGUUGGUAAUAAGUCUAUCAGAUCAUAUCGAUAAAACAACUAAGCUUUUUCAAGACAAAAGUGAACAUUAAAUAGAAUCUAAUUUGGAAAUCAAAGAUUUAAAAACUAAACUCAGAGACGUUAUAAUGAGAUAAGAGGGAUUUAUGGAAAGACUUAAUAUAUUAAAUGAGAUGGCAUAAAAUACAAGGAAAUCGACUUAAAGUUUAACUACAUUCAACUAGCAACACAUACUAGACUUCAAGAAUGUCUAAGAGCAGGUAUAGAUAAUUUUCGAACAACUAUCAGCCUAAAAGUAAUGUGUGACUCUAAUGGAUUCUAAGUUGACUUCAUUCGAAAAGUUAGCUGAUAUCUAAAUGAAUGGAGGAAUUAGUAAAAUGACUGAUGCUUUAGAAUAAAUCAAUUCGCUCUAUCUGAGCAAGGAAUAUUUUAUGGAUCGAUGGAGGUAAUAUGAGAGAUUCAAAGAAGCCACAGAAGUGAAGCUUGAGCAGAUGGCUAAUCUUAACCCCAAACAGAUAGAAACUUAAUUCAGAGAGAUCAAUGCCAGACUGAUUCCACUAGAGGAGCAAAUGAGAACUAAAAUUGAUUGUGACUUAUUUGAUGAUGAAAUUGAUAAGAUCAAGACAUUAAUGGUUAAUAAUUAGCACGCACACUCUGGGUAUGUGAAAGUAGAAUAGGUAGCUGAAAAAUCAGUUAGAUAAAAAGAUCUCAUGGCAAUCAAAGAAAAGGCUUAGAAAAUUGAUGACUGUUUGAUAGCUUGCAUCAAUUUUGAAAAAAAGCUUCAGUAAUAUGCUGGGUUCGCCUAGAAAAUGGAAGAAAUUGAGUCAACUUUCGAUGAGUGCUUAAAAAUUAAGGAUUUAGAGGAUUUAGAAAUUAAGGUUGAACAUCAUAGACUUAGUCUUGUUAAGAUCGAUUCUUACAUUGAAAAGUCAAAGGUAAAGUUAAAAGAAUAGUCAGCCACUCUCUCUGAAUCUAAAUCAAUGGUAAGCAAAGAUUAUAUCACUAACUUAAAUUAGCUUGAUUCUCAUGAUUCAUGGCUAAGAAGAAUUAAAGAGUAAAUAGACGAGCUUAAAAUGAGCUAACAUUUGAUGAAUAAGACUAAGGAAAAGCCAUCAUUUGGAAUAAAUCUCGAGGAUAACUAAUCUAUAGAAGAAAAAUUAGCUGAGCUGAUUGAUGAUGUAGAGAAGACUAAAGAAUCUUUGAAAGUUAAAUCACAUUAUCUCUCUUAAUCAGUAGAUGCUAUCAACAUUUAAUUGAAGAAAAAACUUGACAAAGUAGUAUUUGAAUAGUUUAAAGAUACUGAAUUCUUUUCAAGUAUUAAAGAUACUCUGAUUCCGUAGCUUAAAAAAACUUUUCCAGAAAAGACCAAAACAGUUUAAAGCAUUGAUAAAAUUGAAAAAGUAGUUUAAACUAUAACAAAACAAGUUGAGGCACUUACAUAAAAUACAAAAAAUUCUAGAGAAGAGGAGGAUGUAAUGCUUUCAAAGAAAAACUACCAGUGCCUAUCAUGCGAUAAAAAUCUUAUAAAUAUUUAGUCAUCGCCUGCAGAAUACUAUACUUGGUCAAAGCUCCCUUUAAAAGAACCAGGCGACAGGAUAGCAAGAUUAGGUAAAGGUUUUUCUAAAAUUCUAGGGAAUUAUAAAAUCGAAAAGUAAAUCAUCCCAACAAUUAAUAUCGCAGAAACAGUUGUGCAUUAAGAAUCCAUAGAGAAUGAAGCAGAUCAAGAUGAUGUAUUUUAAACUGACUAUUAACUCAAAAAAUUAAUGAGCCCUUUAAGCAAAGUAAAAUCAGCAUACAAAUCACAUAGAGAUAUGAAAGUUCCUGGAUCCGGAAUGCUUUUAUAAUUGCCAGCUGCAAGUAAUAUGUUAGAUGAACUUGGUUAACUAAGUCAAAUGAGCUACACUGCAAGAGGAGGCUCGAGACAGCAUAAAUCAGGAGGUGUGAACGGAUAUCAGAGUUCUAGAAAUGAAGGAAAUAUGAUUGCUCCUACUCUAGCUAAAACUUCGAUCAGACUAAAAUAAAUCACAAAGAUUUAAUAAUAAAUGCAUCAACAUAGUGAAAACGAUCAAAGAAUAAGGAAAGUUGAAAGUUCCUUGAGAGCCAUUUCCGUUGAGGGUAACAACAACAAUCAUUGA
Stylonychia lemnae is the source of this 2172-nucleotide messenger RNA. The record is from the annotation of a GenBank genome assembly. NCBI's taxonomy places the organism in Eukaryota, Ciliophora, Spirotrichea, Sporadotrichida, Oxytrichidae.